AUGGACUACCAUAGUCCUGAAGGUUCAACUUCACGGCUGGCUGGCAUGGUACCAAAUCCAACCGAUCUGUCUCGUCGGCUUGAAUCUACUCAACAAGAGCAGCAAACAAAGGACAAUUGGAGUGACGAUGAAAAUUCAACUGCCACUCCGUCACGAGCCCCUAAUAACAGUAUUCCUCGAGUUGACUUUCAAACUAGUACUCAAUUGUUGGAGACCUUAUCUCCCUCACCUACCAAUAGGUCUCCCGUGAACCUUCAAUGCUGUUGUGGUGACGAGGAUUGCCCAAACCUGGCUGCAUUUUUAAGAAGUAUAAAAUCCGUGGAAGACCAACUAAGAUUAGCUGCUGAAAUUGGGCAAGCACUUUUACAGCAGCAAGGUGUAUAUCAAGAAGAAAUAAAAGAAUACCAGCAAAAGUUAGAGCAUCAGUGUGCGCGAUAUCAGCAGAAAAUCGCGGAACUUGAAGAUUUAGUGCAUGACCUUGAAAGUUCACAGCGAACUUUGUCCUUAGAAAAAGAUGAUGCUACAAGACAGAAAAAUAUUUUAGAAAAUAAAAGUGAUGCGCUUACAGAAGCUCUUGAAUCCAGUGAUAAGAGAGUUGUAGAAUUAACAAAUGAACUUGAACGACUUGAUAAUGAAGUUAAGCGUCUCAUGGCAAAUCACCUUUUGGGUGAACGAAUUGAAGAGAGAGAAGAAAUGUUAAGUAGACAAUUGGAAGAUUUAAAGCAAGAGCUUCAGGUAUCAAGGAAAGCGGAGUUUGCCGCAGAAUCGAAAGUAAAAAAAUUACAGGCAAAAUAUGAUCAACUUUGUAUUAAUUUGGAAAAGCUAGAAAAGGAACAACAAGGUUCUCGAAAAUCAAGAGGAAAAUUAGAAGCAGUAGCUAUGCUUCGUGAAUCAAAAUCGCCACAACAAAAUCUUAAUAACGAGGCCAACUCUCAUCUUAUCGCUCUUAUUAAAGAACUUUCUUCAGCGAAUAAUAAAUUAAAAUCUGAAAUUAGCGAAUAUCGUGAUCUUCUUUCAGAAUCUCGUAAUGAAGUGAGCAGUUUGCAAAAUCGAAUUGAAGAUUUCGAGACAGCAAGUACGACAGGCUAUUUCCAUCCUAGUAGCUACGCUACGUCUGCAUUCCAGCCGCUUGCCAAUGAUGAAAUGGGUGAAAAUCAACCCAGUUCUAUGAACGCUUUUAUGGAAGAACCUGGUGAUAUGUCUAAUAUUAUACCUGAUACUGGUGAUAUGUCUAAUAUUAUACCUGGUACUGCCGCUCGUCCAAUUAUGUCACCCAAUCCUUCGUUUGGUCCUGGUUCAUAUAACACAUUCAAUAGCUUGGGCGUUGAUCCUUCUGUCCAUUCUCCUGUAGGAUCAGUUGUCUCUUCUUCGAUAGGGAACGUAUUUGGUGAGCUUGAAAAAUACUAUAAAAAACCAAAAUCCAGGGGACCUAAAAUCGUACGUGGCCCGAAAAGAAGCAGAAGAGGAGCAAUCCCUGAAUUCGAUGAAAAAGCCGAAGAUCAACUUAAUGAUGAAAAUAUCGCUCAUACUGAUGCUAAACAAAAGAAAUACACUCGAUCUGAAGGCUACGAAAGUGCAUCAGGUGCAUCAGAUCAAUGUUAUAAUAAUGAACCCAAUGAAGAG
This is a messenger RNA of Racocetra persica, 1623 nucleotides long. Lineage: Eukaryota; Fungi; Glomeromycota; Glomeromycetes; Diversisporales; Gigasporaceae. The record is from the annotation of a GenBank genome assembly.